GCAAUUGGGCUGGAUCUGAAGAACGGCAUUAUUGAGGUUGUAAGCUCCUCCUGAAGCAGCGUGCCACAGCAUGAGUGUUGGUCCCAAGGGUGUCGCGAACGAUUGAAUUGGGGAUUCGAUGCCUGCGUCUCCACAACUCAACGAUGCAGUGCACAGGGAGUCAGCCGUCUUCAAUUUGGCUGCUGUUGCUCUCCCAUCAAUUAUUAUUCUCUACCGACGUCAUUCUUUGAGUCGGAGGCCGACUCCGUACUACUGGCCACAAAGCUGCGAUUCACUCGUGGACGUUGUCGCAGCAAGCCAACUUCAAGAGACUUUCAAACAAAUGACAAGGCAGUGAGGUGCGAAACGCCUGAACGAAAAAGGAGAUGUGCCCUGGCGCGAACUUAAU
This is a messenger RNA of Acaromyces ingoldii, 388 nucleotides long. RefSeq lists its product as hypothetical. The record is from RefSeq and is a predicted model, not a curated record. The transcript has a single exon. Lineage: Eukaryota; Fungi; Basidiomycota; Exobasidiomycetes; Exobasidiales; Cryptobasidiaceae. The coding region runs from base 119 to 337 and encodes 72 amino acids.